Messenger RNA from Glarea lozoyensis ATCC 20868, 273 nucleotides. RefSeq lists its product as uncharacterized. Bases 1 to 273 code for a protein of 90 amino acids. Gene Ontology annotation, cellular component: R2TP complex; Swr1 complex; Ino80 complex. Gene Ontology annotation, biological process: regulation of transcription by RNA polymerase II; chromatin remodeling; box C/D snoRNP assembly. The record is from RefSeq and is a predicted model, not a curated record. Gene Ontology annotation, molecular function: ATP binding; DNA helicase activity. NCBI's taxonomy places the organism in Eukaryota, Fungi, Ascomycota, Leotiomycetes, Helotiales, Helotiaceae. The transcript is spliced from 2 exons.
AUGGCCACAGCCAUACAAACAGUCUCGGAGAGCAAAGAGCUUCGAGGCUUAAACCUCAUCGCGGCGCAUUCACACAUUCGCGGUCUGGGUGUAGAUCCGGAAACAUUGGAACCAAGAGCUUUGUCGCAGGGGCUUGUAGGCCAGGAAAAGGCGCGUAAAGCUGCCGCGGUGAUUCUACAGAUGGUGAAGGAGGGAAAGAUUGCGGGGCGUGCAGUUCUCAUCGCUGGUCCUCCAAGGCAUGUCGGUCGCAAACCACCAGUCAUGAUCUACUAA